AUGAAGGAUAGCGUCACCAACCCGCCGGAGAAGGACCCAAAUUCGAUCAUGACUGUAGCUGACCAAGGUCAGGGAGGUCUCAAGGAAAAAACCCGAUCAAAUUCGACCACUCAGUCGUCGAUUGCUCUGACAAAGGAUAACCCUGCCAUCACGACUCCCAAGCGCAGCAGCAAGCGAACCCCUUCACCAACCGCCGAGGAUGGCGUAAUGAAAGGUCGCUCGCUCUUCCCUUCUGAAGUGGCCCAAGGCCAGGAUGGCCCCACAGCCAAAGCUCGAUCGGACUUGACCACUCCUUUGUCGAUCGAUCUCACCAAGGAUAAUCCCAAUCGCACGACCACCAAGAGCCAACGCAAGCAACCCCCUCCUUCCAAAACCGCCGAGGAUGGCGCAGUGCAAGGACGGCCGCUCGUUGCCUACACCAAGAAACUCAAGGUGUCAAAGUUUCACCGGCUCUACAAGAAGGCUUGGAGGAAGGAGGUUUUUGGGAAUGAAGCAUUCAUCACUUGGUCCUAA
This is a messenger RNA of Cylindrotheca closterium, 513 nucleotides long. Lineage: Eukaryota; Bacillariophyta; Bacillariophyceae; Bacillariales; Bacillariaceae. The record is from the annotation of a GenBank genome assembly.